This is a messenger RNA of Meloidogyne enterolobii, 613 nucleotides long. The record is from the annotation of a GenBank genome assembly. NCBI's taxonomy places the organism in Eukaryota, Metazoa, Nematoda, Chromadorea, Rhabditida, Meloidogynidae.
UUGCUUCCCCGAAUCUUAUAUUUUUUGUUGUUUCUUUCAUCUUCGUCAAAAUCUCAAAAAACAUAUCUCUCAAUCUAAUCUUUUGAAUCUAUAUAAUACUGACCCUGACUUCGCUUUAAAAUGUAAAAUUCUUAUUGCCUUAGCCUUUGUUCCCGAAAAUGAUGUUAUUAAUGCUCUCAAUGUUUUAGAAAAUCAUUUAGACGAUCGUUUUGAACCUCUUAUCUCAUGGUUUGUAUCCACUUACAUUGGCCGCAUACGCGGUAAUGGCACUCGCGCAAAUCCAAUCUUUCCUCCCCCACUUUGGAAUGUAUACAAUCGCACUCUUUUAAAUAUUCACCGCACAAAUAAUUAUAGUGAAGCUUGUAACCGAAAAAUUAAACGUGCACUUGGUAUGUCCCACCCCUCUCUUUGGUUGUUUUUACACUCUCUCAAAAAAUUCCUUGCACUUAUUGAUACUGAUAUUGAACUGCAAGUUGCUGGACAUGAACCACCCCGGAAGCGAGCAAAAUAUUUGGAAUGUGAUGAAAGAAUUUUAAGAAUUUGCAAUAAUUAUGAUUUUGAUACAGUUUUAGAUUUUUUACGUGGAAUCUCACAUAAUUUUAAUAUUGAUUAA